AUGGCCACGAAAAAAGCUCAUGAUCUGUCAAUCUUGAGCUCCCCGAUACUAACCCGCUGCCCUGCCAACCAGCCCGGCCGCGCCACCUCCGCGGUGCAGAGCCCCGACCGCCGCCCCGUUGCCGUCGCUCUCGCCUGCCCUCCGCAUCCAGCCCGAGCCCGAGAGGGAUGGGAGAGGAAGGCAGAAGAGGGAGAGGAGUCGGAGAGGAGGCGGCCCGGCCGGAGCAGAGAGACGGGGCUGUCGGGGGCAACGGGAGGCCAGGCGGCGUAUCGGCGAAUUGGGCGCUGGCGGGGAGCGGGACUGGCGGCGCUGGCCGCGGUUCUACUCGUGUCUGCAGGCAGAGCUCAGGUGCAGCAGGACCAAAAGGUGGAGACAACGGAGGGCAGCGAAAUCACCAUCAAGUGCUCUCACGCCAACCUACGAAUGGGCGAUUUUAUCCCUUUCUACCGGCAACUCCCGGGCCACUACCGCGAACUCCUCGCACGCGUUGCUAAAGGGUCCAGAGAGCUGCGGGCGCCAGCGGGGCGGCUGUCGUUGUCGGAAGAUGGUCUUUGGACUUGCCUCUUGCUCUCCGAGCCCCGUGCUGGGGACGCGGCGCUGUAUUCCUGCGCCCUGGCGGACACGGAUUCAUUGACACGGUCCACGGUCGUCCUUGCAGAUUUUCUUAGAAAUACACAACUCGGUUAA
Molecule: messenger RNA, 687 nt
Organism: Chiroxiphia lanceolata (lance-tailed manakin)
Lineage: Eukaryota; Metazoa; Chordata; Aves; Passeriformes; Pipridae
Exons: 3
Coding region: 1-687 (228 amino acids)
Source: RefSeq, a predicted model, not a curated record